AGGUGUGAAUUCAAAACUUGGAGACAGAAGUCAUUCAAGAUGGUGUUGGAGACGCUUUCAAAGAUCAUUAAAAUUCAACUUCCAGCCUAUCUAAAGAAAUUACCGCUCCCAGAGACUAUUGGAGGCUUUGCGAGGCUGACAGUUUCAGAGUGGCUCCGCCUGCUCCCUCUGCUCGGGAUCCUGGCUCUGCUCGGAUACCUGACCAUCCGGCCCUUCCUGCCCAAGAAGAAAAAACAAAGAGACUGUCUGAUAAACCUAAAGAUUCAGAAAGAGAACCCCAAAGUAGUGAACGAGAUCGACAUCGAAGACCUCAAAAGUACAAACGUCUGCUACUGCCGGUGUUGGAGGUCUAAAACGUUUCCUGUUUGUGAUAAAUCACACAUAAAGCACAAUGAGCUGACCGGGGACAAUGUGGGGCCACUGAUCCUGAAGAAGAAGAUUCUAUAAUCUGGUGUUCGUCGUGAGAGAAGAGUGCAGCAUGUGGUCUUACAUGCUCUUGAAGCCAGUUGUUCUUUUCUCACGUUUAUUCAUUGCUGGUUCAAAAAGAUAAAUUUAACCUUUCGGAUUGUCUGAGUCAUUUUUAUUUCGGUUGUGAUUAGUUGUGUUUUUAGUUAGGAUGGCUGAUGUAGGUUCUGAAGUGAACUAUAACUGGACCACAAUGUUAGCUUAGAUUGUUUUGUUUAGAUUUUGAGAGAUGAGUAUCUUAUUUUUCGAAAUGUUUAUUAAUGAUGUUUCACUGAUGUUAUCUAAAGCUGUCCUGAGAUUAUUAUGAAAUAUUUGUUUUUUUUUUUACAGAUUGAUCACUCAGAAUGUAGUUUUAUCAGUACUGCUUUUGAAAAUCCACAUUUCCAAACAGCCUCGUUUCUUCAUUUCUGAACAUUUCCAUACGUGUUUAAAGCAGUGGUUCUGAACCUUCAAAAUUCUGUUCACGCCGCUCGGGUGGCGCGGCGGUAAAAACACACGCUGUUCACCAGAGCUGAGAUCUCGAAUACAUCGCAUGGAAUCUCCGCUCUGAGCGGCCACAUGAACAACGAUUGGCCUGUUGUUCAGAUAGGGGCGGGAUUAAGCCGGAUGUGGACUCUCUCUCAGACUAGUGCGAUUACGACCUCUGCUGGCCGGUUGGUGGUGCCUGCACGGAGAUGGGGAAGGAGUGCGGUAGAGGGUGUGGCUCUCCGUACACAGCGCUGUACUGCACUGCACUCGUCAUGUGUAGGUGAUAAGAUGUUCGAUUGCUGUGCACGUGUCGGAGGGGGGCGUGGAGCAGCCUCGUCCUCCCCAAUCAGGAGCAGGGACCAGCAUUAGUGAGAGGAUGAUUGACGGGCAGAAAUCGGAUGCACUAAAGUGGGAGAAAAGGGGGGAAAAAAAUUGUAAAAAAAUGCAGUUUCUCAGCACAAUUUCUGUGUUUUUGGAAAUAGUUCUAGUAGCAAUUCUAAAAAUAAUUGAAGGCAAUAUUUAGUAAAAUGUUUAGAUUUAUUGACAAAUAUCUGAAAAUAGUUCUAUCAAUGCUGUUUCGUUAAGUUAAUUUUUGAACUCUUUUUCUCAUACAUCUUUUCUCACUAUCUUUGGUUUCAGCAGCCAAUCACACCAAUCGUAGAGGCAGAAACUGUGAUAGUUUAAACUUACCACAUCCUUUAAUCUAUUUAACAGCUAGUUUUCAAUCUUACACUGUGUAAGAACUGGGUAAAACUGUUUCAUCUUGCCCCCCGUAUCGCUCACCUCUAUGUUAAGACCAAUAAACAAACCAAAUAUUUUCUUUGUA
Messenger RNA from Trichomycterus rosablanca, 1759 nucleotides. RefSeq names its product CDGSH iron sulfur domain 2 (gene cisd2). The record is from RefSeq and is a predicted model, not a curated record. The transcript is spliced from 3 exons. Gene Ontology annotation, biological process: regulation of autophagy; autophagy of mitochondrion. The coding region runs from base 40 to 447 and encodes 135 amino acids. Lineage: Eukaryota; Metazoa; Chordata; Actinopteri; Siluriformes; Trichomycteridae. Gene Ontology annotation, molecular function: 2 iron, 2 sulfur cluster binding. Gene Ontology annotation, cellular component: intracellular membrane-bounded organelle; mitochondrial outer membrane.